Messenger RNA from Ilyonectria robusta, 264 nucleotides. Its product is annotated as 40S ribosomal protein S21. The record is from RefSeq and is a predicted model, not a curated record. The transcript is spliced from 2 exons. Gene Ontology annotation, biological process: translation; endonucleolytic cleavage to generate mature 3'-end of SSU-rRNA from (SSU-rRNA, 5.8S rRNA, LSU-rRNA); endonucleolytic cleavage in ITS1 to separate SSU-rRNA from 5.8S rRNA and LSU-rRNA from tricistronic rRNA transcript (SSU-rRNA, 5.8S rRNA, LSU-rRNA). Gene Ontology annotation, cellular component: cytosolic small ribosomal subunit; ribosome. Lineage: Eukaryota; Fungi; Ascomycota; Sordariomycetes; Hypocreales; Nectriaceae. Gene Ontology annotation, molecular function: structural constituent of ribosome. The coding region runs from base 1 to 264 and encodes 87 amino acids.
AUGGAGAACGACCGUGGCGAGAUCGUCGAUCUCUACGUCCCCCGCAAGUGCAGCGCCACCAACCGCAUCAUCAAGGCCAAGGACCACGGUUCCGUCCAGAUCUCGAUCGCGAAGGUCGACGAGAACGGCCGUGCCGUCCAGGGAGAGAACCACGUCUUUGCCCUCUGCGGUUUCGUCCGAGCGAUGGGCGAGAGCGACGACGCCAUGAACCGACUGGCCCAGCGAGACGGCCUCCUCAAGAGCGUCUGGAGCGCCCAGCGAUAA